This is a messenger RNA of Dromiciops gliroides (monito del monte), 3848 nucleotides long. RefSeq names its product cytochrome P450 2U1. NCBI's taxonomy places the organism in Eukaryota, Metazoa, Chordata, Mammalia, Microbiotheria, Microbiotheriidae. Gene Ontology annotation, cellular component: cytoplasm; intracellular membrane-bounded organelle. The record is from RefSeq and is a predicted model, not a curated record. Gene Ontology annotation, biological process: xenobiotic metabolic process. Gene Ontology annotation, molecular function: iron ion binding; heme binding; oxidoreductase activity, acting on paired donors, with incorporation or reduction of molecular oxygen, reduced flavin or flavoprotein as one donor, and incorporation of one atom of oxygen.
AAGGGGGAAGCUAGGUGGCACCGGGGAUAGAGCACCUGCCCUGGAGUCAGGAGAACCUGAGUUCAAAUCCAGCAGCAGACAUUUGAUAUUUACUAGCUCUGUGAUCCUGAAAAGGUCACUUAAGCCCGAUUUCCUCACAAAAAUAAAAUAUUUGAAGACCACAUGGUGGAAGACAGAUUAGGUCCAGGCUCUGCUUGUCUCAAGAGAGCACAACUAUCAACAAUGAAUGGUGGGAAAUUGCAAAAAAAGUAAAUUUUCGUUUGAUGCAAGAAACUGUCCAUGGAUGGAAUGUACUGCCUCAGGAGGUGGUAAGCUCCCUUUCACUGGAAGUCUCCAAAGGAGAAUGUCCUAUUGGGACAUUCCUAGAAGAUGAGUUCACGUUGUGUGCUGGUUGUCCAAUUCAUCCUCCGAGGUCUCUUCCAAUUUUGUGGUCUCCCAAUAUGUCAACCCAUCCCCCACACCUCACCUUGGUAACUUUUCCUCCAGCAAAUCGAACUUAUGCGGUAGAGCGGUUUGAAUUCGGGGCCCGUGGGCUAGAAUCCUACCAGCGCUGUCACCUACUACAUGUAUGAGGAGGGCAGCCUGGUGUACAGGACUUGGAGACAGAAAACCCUUGAUUCAAUCGGAUUUCAAUCACUGUGAAUCUGGGCAGAGGGGAGUGGAAGAGAUGAUCACUAAGAUCAAUCCUCUUCCCCAAGUACUUUUAUUUUGAUCUCCUAGCCAGAUGGAAAGGCCCACCGGCAUAGCUAGCAGACGAGCUCUUAAAGGGUUUUCUUUGCACACUCUCUCCCACCCCAUCAAGGCAUUUGCCCGGCUUCUCGGAAACAUUUACCAGUGUCUCAGAUACAAACUGGCUGCCUCCUUCUUCCCACUUAACGGAACGCGAGUUGGAGCGAGGCCUCUGCGUCAGCCUGCAGACCUACAGCCCAGACCCAGGAAGGGUAGCAGGGACCCAGGGAGAGCAGCAGAGGGGUGGUGUUUUGUGUGAGCGAGAGUUGAGACCAGGACACCGGUAGCAGACCAGGACAAGGGCUGUAACUGAGCUGGAAAGAGCGCUGGCUGCGAGUGCAGCGGGUGGAUCUCCCCUCACCCCAUUCUGUUGGUGUCACAAUGUUUGACUGUAGCGUCACAAUGGACAAGGGAAGAAGAAGAGCCGCAGCAGCCAAUCAGAGUGCUCGGUCGAGAGCUGGCUCUCCUCCCCUUCUCCCUCCCUCCUUCCUUCUCUCGGCUACUAGGAAUGACCAGCAGAGGAGGAGGAGGAACUGGAGGUGCUGGAGGAGGGGGAGGGAGGGAGCGGGCGGCCGAGGUUAUAAAUAUUCAGGAGAACAACCCGCAGGCAUGUCCGCGGCGGAGGGGGCCCAGGCCCCGGGCCCCAAGGGCUCCCCGGGCUCUCUGCGGCUGCUCCAGGACCCGCUCAGCUGCGCGCUGCUUCUGCUGCCUCUGCUGCUGCCGCUGCUGCUGCUGACCUGGGGGCUCCUGCUCGGUCGCCAGCGCGGGGUGCCCCCAGGCCCCCGGCCCUGGCCGCUGGUGGGGAACCUGGGCUUCGUGCUGCUGCCCGCGGCGCUUAGGAGGUGGAGCUCGUCGCUGCCGUCGCCGCCGCGCUGCGCCCCCAGGCCCCGGGAGCCCCGCCUGGCCAGCCCCCAGGUGAUCCUGGCGAACAUGGCCCGGCUCUACGGCCCCAUCUUCAGCUUCUACCUGGGGCCGUACCUGGUGGUGGUCCUCUGUGACUUCCACAGCGUGCGCGAGGCACUGGUGCAGCAAGCGGAGGUCUUCAGCGACCGGCCCCGGGUGCCACUCAUCUCCAUCUUCACCAAGGAGAAGGGCAUUGUGUUUGCACAUUAUGGUCCAAUCUGGCGACAACAGAGAAAAUUCUCCCACUCAACCCUUCGUCAUUUUGGUCUGGGGAAGCUCAGCCUCGAGCCCAAGAUUAUCAAGGAGUUUAAAUAUGUGAAGGAGGAAAUGCAGAAACAUGGAGGAAAUCCCUUCAGUCCUUUCCCCAUUAUUAGCAAUGCCAUCUCCAACAUCAUCUGUUCCAUGUGCUUCGGGCAACGCUUUGAAUAUAGCAACAGUGACUUCAAAAAGAUGCUUAACCUCAUGUCCAGAGGGCUCGAGAUCAGCAUAAACAACCAGAUUCUUUUAAUCAACAUAUGCUCUUGGCUUUAUUACCUUCCUUUUGGGCUCUUCAAGGAAUUAAGACAGAUUGAAAAAGAUUUAACUGUUUUCCUGAAAGGAAUCAUCAGAGAACAUCGGGAGGCCUUGGAUAUGGAAAAUCCCCAGGACUUCAUAGAUAUGUACCUUCUCCAUAUGGAAGAGGAGAUGAAGAAUAACAGCAACAGUAGCUUUAAUGAGGACUACUUAUUUUAUAUCAUUGGAGAUCUCUUCAUUGCUGGCACUGAUACUACAACCAACUCUUUACUAUGGUGCCUUCUGUAUAUGUCAUUGAACCCUGAGGUGCAAGAAAAGGUCCACAAAGAAAUUGAAAAGGUCAUUGGUCCUGACAGAGCUCCAUCCCUUACUGACAAAGUCCACAUGCCCUACACAGAAGCCACCAUCAUGGAGGUGCAGAGGAUGUCUGUGGUAGUCCCUUUUGGCAUUCCUCACAUGACUUCAGAAAAAACCAUUCUCCAUGGGUACACCAUCCCUAAGGGUACUCUAAUUGUAGCCAACCUGUGGUCAGUACACAGAGACCCUGCCAUAUGGGAGAAACCUGACAACUUCUAUCCUGAGCGAUUCCUUGAUAAAGAAGGAAAACUUAUCAAAAAGGAAUACUUUAUUCCAUUUGGGAUUGGAAAGCGUGUAUGUAUGGGAGAGCAACUGGCAAAAAUGGAAUUAUUCCUGAUGUUCGUAAGCCUUAUGCAGACCUUCACCUUUGCUUUACCUAAGGACUCCCAGAAGCCCAUCAUGACUGGGAGAUUUGGCUUGACUUUAUCACCGCAUCCAUUUAAUGUGAUCGUUUCUAAAAGAUGAAGAAAAGACCCAAGAAGAGAUGGUGGAACAGAAAGUCAAUUUAAGAACAAAAUUCUUCUGAAAUGCUGGUUCCUCCUUCUAAAGUAACUUACAAGCAUUUUGAGGCUUAAAAAUUUCUGGUUCCAGGUGCAGGUUAGGGGGAAGUCGAAGAGGAAAAAGGCAAGAGUGGGAACUUGCCUCUCAAAGAGAAUACCUGAAUCCUAACAGAAAUACCCCAAGCAUGCCAUGAUGUCAUCAGUCUGGUCACUUGUAUUUGUAAAUUUACUUAAGUAGAUAAUGGCCAAGGUUCUGAACUGGGAAACAGAAAACAUGUAUUUUAAUCCUAGUGUUCAAAACUAAGAAGUCUAUUCUCUCACCUCCUUCUGCCUCGGUUUUCCCAUAUGUAAAAUGGGAAUAACAAUUUCUAAUUUGUUGUUCUUAUUGAAAUGAACUUUUAGGAAAACAUAGUGAGUUUUUUGAGAGCCAGGGUUGAAGGCAGACUGACUUGAUUAUUGGUUGCUGAUAACAGUGACAAAAUAUGGAAGCUCUAUCCAAACUUAAAUACUUUAGAACAGCAGUUCUCAAACUUUUUGGUCUCAGGACCCCUUUUACACUCUUAAAAAAUUAUUGAGGAAUCCCCAAAGAGCUUUUGUUUAUGUGGAUUUAUCUGUCAAAAUUUACCGUAUCAGAAAUUCAAACAUCUUAAUACUAUUUAUGAAAAUAGUUUUGACCUCAUAAAUUCACUGAAAGGGUCUUGCAGACCCACAAAGGACUCCAGAUCAUGCUUUAAAAUAUACUUUUGGGGCGUCUAGGUGGCGCAGUGGAUAGAGCACCGGCCCUGGAGUCAGGAGUAUCUGAGUUCAAAUCCGGCCUCAGACACUUAACACUUACUAGCUGUGUGA